UGUAAUUGUGUAAAAUUGAAGAUGAGUGAAUCAAACGGUGUUGUUGUUACUAAAAACGUGGAUAAAGAAGCUUUAAAAGUAAAGUUUAAAGAGAAAAUUUCUAAUUUGAAUAAAAAUAAGUGUUCAUUUCACAUAAAAAACAAACAGUUGUAUGAGCAGAUUAUCAGUGAGGUAGAAUCCGCUAAAGUAGCUGAAAAGAAAACGUCUUUGCAGUAUCGCCGUCUCAAACGCUACGACGUUGUUUGUUUUGGGGACGAAAAAAAAUUGAUUAAGCCAUUGUCAGAUACAAAAAAUAUACAAUACUACGUUACGGAUGACGAGUUAUUCGAUGUGAUUGAAUGUGCUCAUCAGGAAUGUGGUCAUGGUGGUAGAGAUCUCACAUUGAAAGCUUUAAAUAAAAAGUAUGCAAAUGUCACAAAAGAGUGCGUAAACUAUUACUUGGAUUUAUGUGAAACGUGUCACAAGAAAAAGAGUCAGCCUAAAAAGGGACUCGUCGUUAAACCGUUAUUAUUUAAAGAGACUCACGCACGGGGACAAGUGGAUCUUGUAGACAUGCAGACGUGUCCUGACCGUGAUUACAAGUAUAUUUUAAACUACCAAGAUCAUUUGACAAAAUUUGUGAUUCUUCGUCCCCUACACACAAAAACAGCACAGGAAGUAGCGCACAAUCUCCUUGAUAUAUUUUGUACUAUAGGUGCGCCUUCUGUGCUUCAAUCAGACAACGGACGAGAAUUCGCCAACCGUGUCGUAGAAGAGUUAAAAGUAAUGUGGCCCGAAUUGUCCAUAGUGCAUGGCAAACCACGUCAUUCUCAAAGUCAGGGAAGCGUGGAGCGUGCAAAUCAGCAUGUACAGCAAAUAUUGUUCGCAUGGAUGGAAGAUAAUAAAACUAAUCGUUGGAGUGAGGGCCUCCGAUUCUGUCAACUGAAGAAAAAUUGCGCAUACCAUCAUGGCAUAAAACAAUCGCCAUUUGAAGUGAUGUUUGGACGAAAAGCUCAUGUUGGAAUUGAAACACUACCAGAUUCAAUAAAAAAGGUUCUUCAGACCGAGGAAGAGUUAGAAAACGCUAUUAACUCGUCUGGUGAGAAGCAGAAUAAUACUGAUGACACUAUACAAAGAAAUGAGAUGGAAAUACCUGGACCGUCGUCGUCAACUGUGAAAGAAGAUACUUCUGUCACAGAAAAAAAUAAGGAUCACCAUAUUGACAAAGUUCCUGGAUUGUUGCCACUAAGAAAGGAAAUAAACUCUCCAACAGUUGAGAUAACUUCUUCAGACAUCGUUUGUUGUAUUUGCCAAAAAGAGAGCUCCGGCGCACAUACGUGCAUUAUUUGUAAUCAGGUCGUGCAUGUUAUUUGCACUGACAGCACACUUGGCGCAGACUAUGAAGGCUUCGGAAGUAAAGUUACAUGCAUACGUUGUGCGCAGACAGAAAAUAUAAAAAAAAAUAAAGAAAAGGCGAUAGAAGGUCUUCAAGCUCAGGCUGAUAUUAUGAAACAAUUAUCUGAUCAAAAAUUUCCGCCAAUCGCGAUUGGAAAAACUGUAACCUUACCUAUUCCCAGCUUUGACAGAGCCAAAGGAGAUGCUCGAAAUGUUUUGGGUAUCAUACAAGAUAAAACAGAUGAUGGUUUAUACAGAGUAGGCACGAAACACGGGACAAUAAACACACUUUUUUCGAGGAAUCAAAUAAAAGAAUGCAAAGAAAAAUUUCUUAAGAUCGAAGAUGUGCCUGACGUUCGGCUGUCUCUUAGAGAAAUCAGUGCAAAGGAUUCAAAAUUUGGAGGCCAAGGCUUUAUAAAAUGCCACUGCAAUAAAAAAUGCUCUUCAAAAUUAUGCAAAUGUAAAAGAUCUAAUAUAAUAGUAAACGUGCUACUGGUGGAUCAGUGUCUCGAAGCCGACCUCCGACCCGCGCCGCGCCGACCGCGGCAGAUUACGGCGUUGCUGCAUCUGCCGUACAGAUGUUAA
Cydia pomonella (codling moth) is the source of this 1959-nucleotide messenger RNA. Its product is annotated as KRAB-A domain-containing protein 2-like. The record is from RefSeq and is a predicted model, not a curated record. Gene Ontology annotation, molecular function: nucleic acid binding. Gene Ontology annotation, biological process: DNA integration. The transcript is spliced from 4 exons. Lineage: Eukaryota; Metazoa; Arthropoda; Insecta; Lepidoptera; Tortricidae. Bases 22 to 1959 code for a protein of 645 amino acids.